Molecule: messenger RNA, 4259 nt
Organism: Homo sapiens (human)
Lineage: Eukaryota; Metazoa; Chordata; Mammalia; Primates; Hominidae
Gene: IFIH1
Product: interferon induced with helicase C domain 1
Exons: 15
Coding region: 1773-4133 (786 amino acids)
Biological process (GO): antiviral innate immune response; innate immune response; protein complex oligomerization
Cellular component (GO): cytoplasm; nucleus; mitochondrion
Molecular function (GO): DNA binding; hydrolase activity; ATP binding
Source: RefSeq, a predicted model, not a curated record
AAUAUCAACUGAUCAAAGACCAUUUUUCAUCCAACCAACACUCUUUCUACUACCUUAUUUUAAAAACAAUAUGACUACCAGAAAUUUUAUCAAGAUUAUGUAACAUUAAAUAUACACAAAUACAUUGGAAGAAAGUAUUUUAGUGGUUAUAAAAAAUCUGCUGCAUAUUCUUCUGAACAUUUUUAUACAUUUUAAGCAAUGUAUUAAGCAUUUGAUAAAAGGAUUGUUUUGUCAAUAUAUCUCAACCUUACCUAAUGUGAGAUUUUAAACAGCAUUCAAUAAUAGUAAUAACAUAACAUUUUAUAGCUCCUUCUCCUACAUUAUUUGUAAAUCUCACUUAAACUGCUAUCUUAUUUUUCUUUUCGUAGUAUGCAUCCUAUGUUUCCAAAAAUAUCAUAUGAAAGACAAAUUGAAAGUUAACUAUUAAUUAAUUAUAAUCAUUGCAGUUUUGUUCUGGUGACCCUAACUAAUGAAAACUUUGCUGUAAAAAGUGGGGUGCUGCUGUAACAAACACCUAAACGUGUGGAAGUGGCUUUGGAACUGGGUAAUUGAUAGAGACUGUAAGAGUUUUGGGUGAAUGGUAGAAAUAUGGGUGUUCAGGGUGAUUCUGGUGAGGUCACAGAGAGAAAUGAGAAAAAUGUCAUUGGAAACUGGAAGAAAGGUGAUCCUUGUUAUAAAAUGGGAUAAAACUUGAUCUCACAAGUAAUGGAUUUGGAUAUUUGGCUGAGAAAAUUUCUUAGCAAAAUGCUGAAGGAGCAGCUUGAUUUCCCCUAACUGCUUAUAGUAAAAUGCAAAAGAAGAGAAAUUAAUUGAAGGAGUUGUUAUGCAAAAAGGAACCAAAAUUUAAAUAUCUGGAAAAUUCUCAGCCUAUCCAUAUGGCAAAAAAUGAGAAAUUGUGUUAUAAAGAGAACAACCAAUUGAUAACAAGAUCAUGGGUGCUACUGAUGGACUUAAUCAGCCAUUUCAGCAGAAGGUAGGAGUAGAGAUAUAUUAUACCAGCAAAUACACUUCCAGUUUGAACUGAAGGAGACAGAGAAAGCAGGACAGAAUGAGAAAAGGAUACUGGACUUUCUGGAUUCUACAGAACCAGACCAUAGAGCUAUUUGGCUGUGAAUGUGUACUAUUCUUCAGGGAAAGGAAAGAAUGCCCCCAAAAGUGAUACAGAAGUCAUCAGGGUUGCCACUUCCACCACAGACCCAGAGGCCAAGGCAGUUUCCUUUUUGGUUUCAAAGGGCAAAACUGUCUCUCUGGUUUUAGUGAGCCCUCAGGAUGACCCUGCCUAGUGUCUCAGAAGCAGAGCUAUCCUCACAGAAAGCUGUGUGGAUGGAGCCCUUAGAGAGAGCAGGCUGUCUUGCAGAGCCCUAGAACCUGCCAUUCCGUGGACCUGGAAGGCAGAGCAUCAAACCAAACAGAGCUAUUCUCAAGCCUUAUAAGCCUUAAGAUGUGACAGAAUUUACCUUAAUAAGUUUUGGAUUUGCUUGGGACCCAUCACCCUUGCUUUCUUUCCUAUAUCUCCUUUUUGGAAUAAGACGUCCAUCCUAUGCCUGUCCCACCAUUGUAUUAUGGAAAAGAAACAUGUAGCUCAACUGGUUUCACAAGUUCACAGCUGGUGAUGAAUUUGCCUUAUCAUGAAUCACACCUCUAGUCUCAUCUACGUCUGAUUUGGACAAUGUUUAGAGAUUGAGAAUUUAUCACAAGUUGAUGGUCCUCAAGUGGAAGAGCAACUUCUUUCAACCACAGUUCAGCCAAAUCUGGAGAAGGAGGUCUGGGGCAUGGAGAAUAACUCAUCAGAAUCAUCUUUUGCAGAUUCUUCUGUAGUUUCAGAAUCAGACACAAGUUUGGCAGAAGGAAGUGUCAGCUGCUUAGAUGAAAGUCUUGGACAUAACAGCAACAUGGGCAGUGAUUCAGGCACCAUGGGAAGUGAUUCAGAUGAAGAGAAUGUGGCAGCAAGAGCAUCCCCGGAGCCAGAACUCCAGCUCAGGCCUUACCAAAUGGAAGUUGCCCAGCCAGCCUUGGAAGGGAAGAAUAUCAUCAUCUGCCUCCCUACAGGGAGUGGAAAAACCAGAGUGGCUGUUUACAUUGCCAAGGAUCACUUAGACAAGAAGAAAAAAGCAUCUGAGCCUGGAAAAGUUAUAGUUCUUGUCAAUAAGGUACUGCUAGUUGAACAGCUCUUCCGCAAGGAGUUCCAACCAUUUUUGAAGAAAUGGUAUCGUGUUAUUGGAUUAAGUGGUGAUACCCAACUGAAAAUAUCAUUUCCAGAAGUUGUCAAGUCCUGUGAUAUUAUUAUCAGUACAGCUCAAAUCCUUGAAAACUCCCUCUUAAACUUGGAAAAUGGAGAAGAUGCUGGUGUUCAAUUGUCAGACUUUUCCCUCAUUAUCAUUGAUGAAUGUCAUCACACCAACAAAGAAGCAGUGUAUAAUAACAUCAUGAGGCAUUAUUUGAUGCAGAAGUUGAAAAACAAUAGACUCAAGAAAGAAAACAAACCAGUGAUUCCCCUUCCUCAGAUACUGGGACUAACAGCUUCACCUGGUGUUGGAGGGGCCACGAAGCAAGCCAAAGCUGAAGAACACAUUUUAAAACUAUGUGCCAAUCUUGAUGCAUUUACUAUUAAAACUGUUAAAGAAAACCUUGAUCAACUGAAAAACCAAAUACAGGAGCCAUGCAAGAAGUUUGCCAUUGCAGAUGCAACCAGAGAAGAUCCAUUUAAAGAGAAACUUCUAGAAAUAAUGACAAGGAUUCAAACUUAUUGUCAAAUGAGUCCAAUGUCAGAUUUUGGAACUCAACCCUAUGAACAAUGGGCCAUUCAAAUGGAAAAAAAAGCUGCAAAAGAAGGAAAUCGCAAAGAACGUGUUUGUGCAGAACAUUUGAGGAAGUACAAUGAGGCCCUACAAAUUAAUGACACAAUUCGAAUGAUAGAUGCGUAUACUCAUCUUGAAACUUUCUAUAAUGAAGAGAAAGAUAAGAAGUUUGCAGUCAUAGAAGAUGAUAGUGAUGAGGGUGGUGAUGAUGAGUAUUGUGAUGGUGAUGAAGAUGAGGAUGAUUUAAAGAAACCUUUGAAACUGGAUGAAACAGAUAGAUUUCUCAUGACUUUAUUUUUUGAAAACAAUAAAAUGUUGAAAAGGCUGGCUGAAAACCCAGAAUAUGAAAAUGAAAAGCUGACCAAAUUAAGAAAUACCAUAAUGGAGCAAUAUACUAGGACUGAGGAAUCAGCACGAGGAAUAAUCUUUACAAAAACACGACAGAGUGCAUAUGCGCUUUCCCAGUGGAUUACUGAAAAUGAAAAAUUUGCUGAAGUAGGAGUCAAAGCCCACCAUCUGAUUGGAGCUGGACACAGCAGUGAGUUCAAACCCAUGACACAGAAUGAACAAAAAGAAGUCAUUAGUAAAUUUCGCACUGGAAAAAUAAAUCUGCUUAUCGCUACCACAGUGGCAGAAGAAGGUCUGGAUAUUAAAGAAUGUAACAUUGUUAUCCGUUAUGGUCUCGUCACCAAUGAAAUAGCCAUGGUCCAGGCCCGUGGUCGAGCCAGAGCUGAUGAGAGCACCUACGUCCUGGUUGCUCACAGUGGUUCAGGAGUUAUCGAACAUGAGACAGUUAAUGAUUUCCGAGAGAAGAUGAUGUAUAAAGCUAUACAUUGUGUUCAAAAUAUGAAACCAGAGGAGUAUGCUCAUAAGAUUUUGGAAUUACAGAUGCAAAGUAUAAUGGAAAAGAAAAUGAAAACCAAGAGAAAUAUUGCCAAGCAUUACAAGAAUAACCCAUCACUAAUAACUUUCCUUUGCAAAAACUGCAGUGUGCUAGCCUGUUCUGGGGAAGAUAUCCAUGUAAUUGAGAAAAUGCAUCACGUCAAUAUGACCCCAGAAUUCAAGGAACUUUACAUUGUAAGAGAAAACAAAGCACUGCAAAAGAAGUGUGCCGACUAUCAAAUAAAUGGUGAAAUCAUCUGCAAAUGUGGCCAGGCUUGGGGAACAAUGAUGGUGCACAAAGGCUUAGAUUUGCCUUGUCUCAAAAUAAGGAAUUUUGUAGUGGUUUUCAAAAAUAAUUCAACAAAGAAACAAUACAAAAAGUGGGUAGAAUUACCUAUCACAUUUCCCAAUCUUGACUAUUCAGAAUGCUGUUUAUUUAGUGAUGAGGAUUAGCACUUGAUUGAAGAUUCUUUUAAAAUACUAUCAGUUAAACAUUUAAUAUGAUUAUGAUUAAUGUAUUCAUUAUGCUACAGAACUGACAUAAGAAUCAAUAAAAUGAUUGUUUUACUCUGCAUUGAA